CCGAGGUGCAGCCGGCGCUGAGCGCGGCAGGCGCGGGAGCUGGCGCUGGAGCCGGAGCGGCGGCGGCGGCGGCGGCAUUCACGGGGCGGCGGCGGUGCGGGCUCCCGCACGGGCUCGGGCUCCGGCAUGGUGCAAUCCGGCCUCGUCCCAGGAGACCGGGGCCCGCGCGCGGGGCCGGCGCCCGGUGAGCGGCGGCAGCGACGGUGGCGGCGGUGGCUGCAGGUUCAGGCGGGCGGCAGGUGCUAGAAGCGGAGCUGGCCGAGGUGUGUGCUCGCUGGGCUCCGGGGCCGCCGCCCCCUCACUGCUCUGGUCUUUCCCUCCCUUUGGGCUUUCCAGCGACACCAGCCCUCUGUCUCCGUGCCCCGGCCCAUGGCGCCCCGCGGUUGAGCCGGCGCCGCCAGGGACCCCUCCCGCGGGCCUCCCCGGGGCGUGCAGAUCCCGGAGCCGCCCGCCCACCCUCCCCGGAGCUUCCCUCCUCGCCCGAGCCGGGCGGGACCAUGGCUGCUAAGCUGCGAGCGCAUCAGGUGGACGUGGACCCGGACUUCGCGCCGCAAAGCCGGCCGCGCUCCUGUACCUGGCCCCUGCCGCAGCCCGACCUGGUUGGCGACGAAGACCGAGCGCUGGGUCCAGGGGUAGCUGCGGGCGCCGAGGACUGCGGGCUGGAGCGCCGGGCGACGGCCCCGGCGAUGGCCCCAGCGCCGCCACUGGGAGCGGAGGUCGGACCGCUGCGGAAAGCCAAGAGCUCUCGGCGGAACGCGUGGGGGAACCUGUCUUAUGCCGACCUCAUCACCAAAGCCAUCGAGAGCGCCCCGGACAAGCGGCUCACGCUCUCUCAGAUCUACGACUGGAUGGUCCGUUACGUGCCCUACUUCAAGGAUAAAGGCGACAGCAACAGCUCGGCCGGCUGGAAGAACUCCAUCCGGCACAACCUGUCGCUGCACACCCGUUUCAUCCGCGUGCAGAACGAAGGCACAGGCAAGAGCUCCUGGUGGAUGCUGAACCCCGAGGGCGGGAAGACCGGCAAGACCCCGCGGCGCAGGGCCGUGUCCAUGGACAAUGGGGCCAAGUUCCUGCGCAUCAAGGGCAAGGCAAGCAAGAAGAAGCAACUGCAGGCACCCGAGCGAAGCCCCGACGACAGCUCCCCGGGCGCACCAGCCCCAGGGCCUGUGCCUGCCGCGGCCAAGUGGGCCACCAGCCCAGCCUCUCACGCCAGCGACGACUACGAGGCGUGGGCCGACUUUCGCAGUGGCGGGAGACCCCUGCUCGGGGAGGCGGCUGAACUGGAGGACGACGAGGCCCUGGAGGCCCUGACGCCGUCGUCGCCGCUCAUGUACCCGAGUCCCGCGAGCGCGCUGUCGCCCGCGCUAGGUGCGCGCUGCCCCGGGGAACUGCCCCGCCUGGCGGAGCUGGGAGGCCGUAUGGGCCUGCACGGCAGCAGCGCGGGGAUGCCCGAGGCCCUGCUGGACGGCGCGCAGGACGCGUACGGGCCGCGGGCCCGCGCCGGGACGCCCGCCUACUUCGGCAGCUGCAAGGGCGGCGCUUACGGCGGGGGUGGGGGCUUCGGGCCGCCGGUGCUGGGCGCGCUGCGACGCCUGCCCAUGCAGACCAUCCAAGAGAAUAAGCAGGCCAGCUUCGCGCCGGCCGCCCCGCCCUUCCGCCCCGGGGCGCUGCCCCCGCUGCUGCCACCGCCGCCGCCCGCACCCCGCCCCGGCCCGGUGCUGGGCGCGCCCGGGGAGCUCGCGCUGGCGGGCGCGGCCGCCGCCUACCCUGGCAAGGGCGCGGCCCCGUACGCGCCGCCGGUGCCCUCGCGCAGUGCCUUAGCCCACCCCAUCAGCCUUAUGACGCAGCCCGGCGAGGCGGGCACCGCGGGCCUGGCGCCUCCUGGCCACGCGGCCGCCUUCGGGGGCCCGCCCGGCGGCCUCCUGCUGGAAGCACUGCCCGGGCCAUACGCCGCGGCCGCCGGGCCUUUGGGUGCGGCGCCGGACCGCUUCCCGGCCGACCUGGACCUCGACAUGUUCAGCGGCAGCCUGGAGUGCGACGUCGAGUCCAUCAUCCUCAACGACUUUAUGGACAGCGACGAAAUGGACUUCAACUUCGACUCGGCACUGCCGCCGCCGCCGCCCGGCCUGGCCGGGGCCCCUCCCCCCAACCAGAGCUGGGUGCCGGGCUGAGGGCCGCCCGCGGCGCCCCGGGUGCCAGCCCCGCCCCCAGAGGGCCUCUGUCUUCCCAUCCCGAUCCCCGGGUCCCCAUCCCCCUGAUUCCAGCUCCACGGAGGAUCCAGGAGACAGCCCCAGCCCUGCUAGAGACAUCUCUCAGAAGUUGGCUGCUGAGGGAUGUGGUAGGGAGGGGCUGGGGCACCCCACAUUCCUGCCCAGACUCCUGAGAGCCGCGCCCCCUACUCCCGGGGCAGGAAGCCUGGGGGUGGAGGCUGAAUUCCGGACUGGGUGGGAGUGGGGAGGAGUGAGAUGGGCUGCACUGGUUGGAGAAGCCUACCCGGAGAUGGGGGGAGGUGAGCGAGGGCGUCUCUGAAUCUGCAAGUUUCCUUUGCAGGGUCCCUCGCGGUAGGUGGUGAAUCGCCUCCCCCAGUUGACACUUUCCACUGGUCUUAGCCUACCCACCGAAAGCCAGCAACCCCUUCCAGAAAACACACUCACAGCUCCUAUUGGCUGUGCACCCCGAACUGUCCUUAGUCCUAAACCCCCCCUCUGACCCUCCACCCUCAUGGUUCAACCCUUCCCUCCCACCCUUGUCAAUCAAUCCUAGCUUCUCCCCUUCUCUCUCCGAGUCAGUUGCUCUUUGCAGUCCCUACAACCCCCACCCCCACCCCCCACUCCCCCAAGAACAGGUCACAGCCUCUCCAGCGGGCCUCAGCUCUGGAUCCACACCCCAACCCCAGCACCCCUUUCUCCGUGCCAGUCCUGGCUCCUCUAUCCCAUAUUUAUAAGUGUCGGGUCGGGGCGGGCUGUGGGCGCGGCGUCCCUGGCGCAUUUCGUAGGCUGUGUACCGUGGCCGUGCCGUCAGUCAGCGUGUGCGUGUGCGUGUGUGCCGUGUCGAGGCCGUGUAGAGUGCAUUGUACAGCAUAUUUUCAUGAAUAAAAUUGUUUUAAAUAUUU
Myotis myotis is the source of this 3112-nucleotide messenger RNA. It is a transcript of the gene FOXO6, whose product is annotated as forkhead box O6. Gene Ontology annotation, cellular component: nucleus. NCBI's taxonomy places the organism in Eukaryota, Metazoa, Chordata, Mammalia, Chiroptera, Vespertilionidae. Gene Ontology annotation, biological process: regulation of transcription by RNA polymerase II. The record is from RefSeq and is a predicted model, not a curated record. The transcript is spliced from 2 exons. The coding region runs from base 498 to 2171 and encodes 557 amino acids. Gene Ontology annotation, molecular function: RNA polymerase II cis-regulatory region sequence-specific DNA binding; DNA-binding transcription factor activity, RNA polymerase II-specific.